Zeugodacus cucurbitae (melon fly) is the source of this 460-nucleotide messenger RNA. Its product is annotated as larval cuticle protein 65Ag1. Gene Ontology annotation, molecular function: structural constituent of chitin-based larval cuticle. Gene Ontology annotation, cellular component: chitin-based extracellular matrix. The record is from RefSeq and is a predicted model, not a curated record. Lineage: Eukaryota; Metazoa; Arthropoda; Insecta; Diptera; Tephritidae. Bases 31 to 339 code for a protein of 102 amino acids. The transcript has a single exon.
AAAACAACAAACCAUACAAAAUAAAUCAAAAUGAAAUUCGUCAUCGUUUUCGUUGCUCUCUUCGCCGUGGCUUUGGCUGCUCCACCAGCACAGCAAGUUGAAAUUGUGCGCCAGGACUCCGAUGUGCAACCAGACGGUUAUCGUUUCGGUUAUGAGACCAGCGAUGGUUCCAAGCACGAGGAACAAGGUCAACUGAACAACAUCGGCACAGAUGAGGAAUCCAUUUCCGUCAGAGGUUCAUACAGCUUUGUUGCCGACGAUGGUCAAGUCUACACUGUCAACUACAUUGCCGAUGAGAAUGGAUUCCAGCCACAAGGUGCUCAUUUGCCUGUUGCCUAAAUAGUCAACUCAAGGGAUACACAUAUCGAAGGAGUUUUCUUUGUUUAUACAUGAUUUGUGAGAGUAUUAAUGAGAGAGUUAAUUAAAUAAAAACGCUUUAUUAUAUUUUUUAUACAAAAAA